UCCGGAUGGGCGCCCCCCCAACCAGGCAACGCCUCAUCCCAUGCCGUCUGGCAGUCCCGCAGGAAUUGCACUGCGCGUUGGUGGAGUGGAGUGGAGGUGGGGGGGUGGAUGGGGAGGGGAGGAGAAGGAGAGAUGGGGGAGUGGAUGGGGAGGGGAGGAGGAGAGGGGUGGGAGUGGAUGGGGAGGAGAGGAGAAGGGGAGGUGGGGGAGUGGAUGGGGAGGAGAGGAGAAGGGAAGGUGGGGGAGUGGAUGGGGAGGGAAGGAGAAGGGGAGGUGGGGGAGUGGAUGGGUGGGGAGGGAGGAGAAGGAUAGGUGGGGGAGUGGAUGGCAAGGUGAGGAGAAGGGGAGGUGGGGGAGUGGAUGGGGAGAGGAGGAGAAGGAGAGGUGGGGGAGUGGAUGGGGAGGGGAGGAGAAGGAGAGGUGGGUAUCAUUCAGAGGGUGGGGAGGUAGGAGGAGAGGAGUAG
Closterium sp. Yama58-4 is the source of this 464-nucleotide messenger RNA. The record is from the annotation of a GenBank genome assembly. Lineage: Eukaryota; Viridiplantae; Streptophyta; Zygnematophyceae; Desmidiales; Closteriaceae.